AUGGCCUCUUUAAUUGGAAGUGCUAAAUUACCUUUUAAUAAUGAAGUUGAAUUAAUAUCAGAUGAAAUUGAAAAAGGAUUAAAUGAUUCAACAACAAUUAGAAAAUUUUUUGAAAAAAGGGCACAAAUAGAGGAAGAAUAUGCAAAGAAUUUACAAAAAUUAUGUAAAGCUACACCAAUUUUAUUGAAAUCAGGAGGUACAUCAGAUGCAUUUUCAAUGAUAGUAGAGAGUACUAAUCAAUUUUCAAAUCAUACAAUAUCAACAAUUCAAAGAUUUAAUCAAGAUGUUAAUGAUCCAUUAGCAGGGUUUAUAAAAGAUCUUAGAGGAGAGUUAAAACAAUACUCUUUGGAAGGUCAAAAUUUAGCAAAAGAGAGGAAACAGGCAUUCGAUUCAUUGAAAUCCUCGAAAGCAUUGUAUGAACAAAUGUGUAAUAAUCCUGAAUCUGAUGUAAUGAAAGUUCAACAAUCCGAAGAGGAAUAUAAACUUCAAGUACAAGCAUGUAAUCAAUAUCAUUCACUCUAUCAUCAAGAAAAGUUACCAAAGAUUCAAAAUGAAAUCAUUAGAUUAGAAACUGUUAGAAUGCAAAAAAUGAAAACAAAUCUAAAGAAAUACAUUACAGAAUUUGAAAGUAUACCACAAAAACAACAACAAUCAAUUAAAGAUUCUGAAGAAUUAAUAAAUUCAAUUGAUACAAAACAAGAUAUUCAAUCUUUUACAAACUUUAAUAAAACUUUAAAUACACCAACUCCAGAUUUUCAAUUUGAAUCAUGUGAAUCAAUUAAUGGUGGUGGCGGUGGUGCUGCUGGUAGAAAAUCAAAAAAGGGUGGUUGGAGACAAACCAUUUCUGUAUUAAAAAUUGGUAAUGCUUUUAUGAAAGAUGAUGGCACAAUUGUUAAUGGUAAUUCUUCUUUAAAUUCAAGUAGCAGUAAUAUAAAUAUUUUAAAUAAUCCUAUAGUUUUUAAAAUACCAAUUGAAGAGAUUAUGUUUAAACAAAAGUCAAAAUUCCCAAAUUUAGAUAUACCUUAUAUAUUGGUAUUAUUGGUUAAUCUUAUAAAGAAAUUAGAUAAUGGUAUGGGUAUGAAAACUGAAGGUAUCUUUAGAAUUCCUGGUCAUACUAGUGAAGUGAAUGCUUUGAAAAAGUUAAUUAAUGAACAAGGUGAAUAUCAAUUCCCACCUGACCUAUACUCAAUUCAUCCAAUUGCUUCACUUUUAAAACUUUGGUUACGUGAAAUGCCUCAACCAUUAAUUCCAAAUUACGUUUAUGAUAAAUCAUUAGAAUGUCAAUCAAUAGAAGAGUUUAUAGUUUUUUUCAAAUUUUUACCAGCUUCAAAUCAAAAGAUUAUCACUUAUUUAGCAGGUUUCUUAAAUGAAUUGGUUCAGCCAGAUAAUGUAGUCACUAGUAAAAUGAAUUUAGAUAAUGUUGCUAUGGUUUUCGCUCCUUCUUUCUUAAGAUGUGAUAGUCAAGAUAUGAUUUUAGCAAAUGUAGAUAGAGAGAAAACUUUAGUUAAAUUAAUAAUUGAAGGUUAUUUAAAAUUAUCUGAUGUUUGUCCAAUACAAUUGGAUGAUAUUGAUUCAAAAAUUCAAAUUCCAUCAUUUAGUAAUAAUAAUAAUAAUUCUACAACAACAACUACAACAACUACAACUACAACAGUACCAUCAUCAACUUCAACAAAUAUAACAACUAAUGGUGCCUCGGCACUAGGUGCUGAAAGUUCAACAACACCUUUACCAUCAUUAACAACUUUUUCACAAUCACAAUCUAGUUCACCACCAAAUCAACCAUCACCAUCUAUAACUCCACAACAAGUUUCAAAUUUACCACCAUCAUAUCAACCACCACAACCACCACCGACCAUGGCACCACCACCAUUAUUUAAUAUUCCACAACAACAACAACAGCAACAAGUAACAAAUAACAACAACAGUGGAGGUUAUACACCACCACCAUUACAAUAUACCCAAUCUUCUUCAAAUUUACCACCAAUUCAAUUAGGUGUAACUAAUUCACCUUCAAAACCACAAUUAUCAGAUAAACAAAAGGAAAAAGAAAAAGAAAAAGAAAAAGAAAAAGAAAAAGAAAAGGAAAGAGAAAAAGAAAAAGAAAAAGAAAAAGAAAAAGAAAAAGAAAAGGAAAAAGAAAAAGAAAAGAAGGGACAUAAAAAGUCAUCAUCAUCAACAUCACCAAAUUCUUCCAGUUUAUCAAUUUCAAACUUUUUAUCAAGUAACAAGGAUAAGGAUAAAGAAAAAGAUAAAGAAAAAGAAAAAGAAAAAGAAAAAGAAAAAGAUAAAGAAAUAUUAGCGACUAAUUCAACACCAGAAAAACCAGUUUCAAAUCGUAUGUCAUUAAUAUUUAGUCAACAAUUACAACAACAAUUACAGCAACAGAUUCAACAACAUCAACAAUUACAACAACAAAGUAAUGGGUCACCAACAUCACCAAUUUCACCUUCAUCUGCAAAUAAUUCACCAUCAAUGUCGCCAAGUAUGGUGAAAAGAACAAUUCGCCCAAAUUUACCACCACUUCAAUCUGGUACAUCUGCCACAACUUCAUCUUCUUCUUUAACUUCAUCAUCUUCACCAACUCUCACAUCUUCAAAAGACAAUAUUCAAAAACAACAAUUACCUGAACUAAACCAACAACAACAACAACAAUCACCUCAAGCCGAACUUAAAUCAUCAGGUAUUAAAAGCUUAUUACAAAGAGUCCCUCCACCACCAUCACAAAGUUAA
Messenger RNA from Dictyostelium discoideum AX4, 2730 nucleotides. RefSeq names its product RhoGAP domain-containing protein (gene mgp4). NCBI's taxonomy places the organism in Eukaryota, Evosea, Eumycetozoa, Dictyosteliales, Dictyosteliaceae. The coding region runs from base 1 to 2730 and encodes 909 amino acids. Gene Ontology annotation, biological process: signal transduction. The transcript has 2 exons. Gene Ontology annotation, cellular component: cytoplasm; contractile vacuole. The record is from RefSeq and is a predicted model, not a curated record.